GCGGUGAUGCGGGCGCUGGCGGCCUGGGCUGAGCCGAGAGCGGAGACACAGGCUCAAGAUGGCAGAUUCCCACUGAGGCUGAGGGGGCCGAGCUCGCGCGCCGCGUUCCCUUCUCCGUUGCCAUGAACCGCGGACACCCCGGCUCCGAUGGCCCCCGUGUACGAAGGUAUGGCCUCACAUGUACAAGUUUUCUCCCCUCACACCCUUCAAUCAAGUGCCUUCUGUAGUGUGAAGAAACUGAAAGUAGAGCCGAGUUCCACCUGGGACAUGACUGGGUACGGCUCCCACAGCAAAGCAUACAGCCAGAGCAAGAACAUACCACCUUCUCAGCCAGCCUCCACAACCGUCAGCACCUCCUUGCCAAUCCCAAACCCGAGCCUACCUUACGAGCAGACCAUCAUCUUCCCAGGAAGUACUGGACACAUAGUUGUAACGUCAGCAAGUAGCACUUCUGUCACCGGGCAAGUCCUCGGCGGACCACAUAACCUAAUGCGUCGAAGCACUGUGAGCCUCCUUGACACCUACCAAAAAUGUGGACUCAAGCGAAAGAGUGAGGAGAUUGAGAACACAAGCAGCGUGCAGAUCAUUGAAGAGCAUCCACCCAUGAUUCAGAAUAAUGCCAGCGGGGCCACUGUAGCUACUGCCACCACAUCCACUGCCACCUCCAAAAACAGUGGCUCCAACAGUGAAGGUGACUAUCAGCUGGUACAGCAUGAAGUGCUGUGCUCCAUGACCAACACCUAUGAGGUUUUAGAGUUUUUGGGCAGAGGGACAUUUGGACAAGUGGUCAAGUGCUGGAAACGGGGCACCAAUGAAAUUGUGGCCAUUAAGAUCCUAAAGAACCACCCUUCCUAUGCCCGACAAGGUCAGAUUGAAGUGAGCAUCCUAGCCCGGCUGAGCACAGAGAGCGCUGAUGACUACAACUUUGUGCGGGCCUAUGAGUGCUUCCAACACAAGAACCACACGUGCUUAGUCUUUGAGAUGCUGGAGCAGAACCUCUAUGACUUUCUGAAACAGAACAAGUUUAGCCCCUUGCCCCUCAAGUACAUUCGCCCAGUCCUCCAGCAGGUAGCUACAGCCCUGAUGAAACUCAAAAGCCUGGGUCUUAUCCAUGCUGACCUCAAACCAGAAAACAUCAUGCUGGUAGAUCCAUCCAGACAGCCAUACCGAGUGAAGGUCAUUGACUUUGGUUCAGCCAGUCACGUGUCCAAAGCCGUCUGCUCUACCUACUUGCAAUCCAGAUACUACAGGGCCCCCGAGAUCAUCCUUGGUUUGCCAUUCUGUGAGGCAAUUGACAUGUGGUCCCUUGGUUGUGUCAUUGCUGAGCUGUUCCUGGGCUGGCCGUUAUAUCCAGGAGCUUCCGAGUAUGAUCAGAUUCGGUAUAUUUCACAAACACAGGGUUUGCCAGCUGAAUAUUUAUUAAGUGCAGGGACAAAGACAACUAGGUUUUUCAACCGUGACACAGACUCUCCGUAUCCUUUGUGGAGGCUAAAGACACCAGAUGACCAUGAAGCAGAGACGGGAAUUAAGUCAAAAGAAGCAAGAAAGUACAUUUUCAACUGUUUGGAUGAUAUGGCCCAGGUGAACAUGACAACAGAUUUGGAAGGGAGUGACAUGUUGGUAGAGAAGGCAGACCGACGGGAAUUCAUUGACCUAUUAAAGAAGAUGUUGACCAUCGAUGCUGAUAAGAGGAUCACUCCCAUCGAAACUCUGAACCACCCCUUUGUCACAAUGACACAUCUGCUCGAUUUUCCCCAUAGUACACAUGUCAAAUCUUGUUUCCAAAACAUGGAGAUUUGCAAGCGCCGGGUGAAUAUGUAUGACACAGUGAACCAGAGCAAAACACCUUUCAUCACACACGUGGCCCCUAGCACAUCUACUAACUUGACCAUGACCUUUAACAACCAGCUGACCACUGUCCACAACCAGGCUCCCACCUCCACCAGUGCCACUCUUUCCUUAGCCAAUCCCGAAGUCUCCAUACUAAACUACCAAUCUGCACUCUACCAGCCCUCAGCGGCAUCCAUGGCCGCGGUGGCCCAGCGGAGCAUGCCCCUGCAGACGGGAACAGCCCAGAUUUGUGCCCGGCCCGAUCCCUUCCAGCAAGCUCUCAUCGUGUGUCCCCCUGGCUUCCAAGGCCUGCAGGCCUCUCCCUCCAAGCAUGCUGGCUACUCAGUACGGAUGGAAAAUGCUGUUCCCAUCGUCACUCAAGCUCCAGGAGCUCAGCCUCUUCAGAUCCAACCAGGUCUGCUUGCUCAGCAGGCCUGGCCAGGUGGGGCCCAACAGAUCCUGCUUCCUCCAGCCUGGCAGCAGCUGACUGGCGUGGCCACCCACACGUCAGUGCAGCAUGCGGCUGUGAUUCCUGAGACCAUGGCAGGCACUCAGCAACUGGCCGACUGGAGGAACACACAUGCUCAUGGAAGCCAUUACAAUCCCAUCAUGCAGCAGCCUACACUCUUGACUGGACAUGUGACCCUUCCAGCAGCGCAGCCCUUAAAUGUGGGUGUAGCCCAUGUGAUGAGGCAGCAACCAACCAGCACCACCUCCUCCAGGAAGAGCAAGCAGCACCAGUCAUCUGUGAGAAAUGUCUCCACCUGUGAGGUGACCUCUUCACAGGCUACCAGCUCCCCUCAGCGAUCUAAGCGUGUCAAGGAGAACACUCCCCCACGGUGUGCCAUGGUGCACAGCAGCCCAGCCUGCAGCACCUCAGUCACCUGUGGGUGGGGCGAUGUGGCCUCCAGCAGCACCAGGGAACGACAGCGGCAGACGAUUGUCAUCCCUGACACCCCUAGCCCCACGGUCAGUGUCAUCACCAUCAGCAGUGACACGGAUGAGGAGGAGGAACAGAAACACGCCCCCACCAGCACAGUCUCCAAGCAAAGGAAAAACGUCAUCAGCUGUGUCACAGUCCACGACUCCCCCUACUCGGACUCCUCCAGCAACACCAGCCCCUACUCGGUGCAGCAGCGGACAGGGCACAGCGGCACCAGCGCCUUGGACACUAAGGGGGGCCUAGAGAACCACUGUCCUGGCAACCCCCGCACCAUCAUCGUACCCCCACUGAAGACCCAGGCCAGUGAAGUGUUGGUAGAAUGUGACAGCCUAGGGCCAGCAGUCAGUACCAGUCACCAUUCAUCCUCCUUCAAGUCCAAGUCCUCCAGCACCGUGACCUCCACCAGUGGCCACUCUUCAGGGAGCUCAUCAGGAGCCAUCGCCUACCGGCAGCAGCGGCCGGGCCAUUUCCAGCAGCAGCAGCCCCUCAAUCUCAGCCAGGCUCAACAGCACAUGGCUGCAGACCGCACUGGGAAUCACCGUCGACAGCAGGCCUACAUCACUCCUACCAUGGCCCAGGCUCCAUAUACCUUCCCACACAACAGCCCCAGCCAUGGCACUGUACACCCCCACCUGGCUGCAGCUGCCCACCUUCCCACCCAGCCUCACCUCUACACCUAUACAGCGCCCACAGCCCUAGGCUCCACCGGCACCGUAGCCCACCUGGUGGCAUCCCAAGGCUCAGCACGCCACACUGUGCAGCACACUGCCUAUCCGGCCAGCAUCGUCCACCAAGUUCCCGUGAGCAUGGGGCCCCGGGUCCUACCCUCACCCACCAUCCACCCCAGUCAGUAUCCGGCCCAGUUUGCCCACCAGACCUAUAUCAGCGCCUCACCAGCCUCCACCGUCUACACUGGAUACCCACUGAGUCCUGCCAAGGUCAACCAAUACCCUUACAUCUAAACACUGGAGAGGGCCCGCAGGGCGCGGGGUGGAGGAGCUCCCAGCAGACCUGGGGAGCUGGGGUUUUAUACUGCAGGUGCCGCACACAGACAAUGCAAAUGGGGCAGGGAGGGGGGCAGCUGGGGGGAACUUGAACUAGACUAAGGGGAGGACUUAGGGCAGAGAAGAGGACAUUUUAAAGGAAGGGAUUAAGGAGUGGGAAAUCUAUGCUUUUUAUUUUAAAAAAGAAAAAGGAAAAAAAAAGAAAAAGAAAAAUGUUAGUAACAAAAGAGGGAAAAAAGAAAAAACACAGCUCACAAACCCAUUCUGCACCAAACUGGAAAGGAAAAGAAGAGCUACAGGAAGAUUCUGGAAGCAAGGGGCCCCAGUUUUUGAAGAACUUUAUGAACUUUUUAAAGAUUAUUUUCAUAUGACAGCAAGUGACAUUGAAGAAUUUGCUGUCAGGGACACCUGAUACAGAAAUCCAAUAGAUUUUUAAUUAAUUGAACAUGAAAAUUAGGGAUUUUUCCAGAACUCCAAAAGAGUCAACACCCCUUUCAAAUGUCAGGCCAUGGCCUGAGGAGGCUCAUAUUUGGGGAUUGGUCUGGGGUUGACAAAGCCCAGUUCUGGCUCAUUCGUCAGGAAUAGUGGGGUCGGCCAGACUGAUGGAAGACGACCCUCAGGAGAGGGGUGGGCUUCCUCUUUUGGGGCAUUCUGGAUAAAUCUCUAAGCAAUGUUAUUCCUCAGAUGUCAUUAAUAAUGUGUGUUGCAGUCUU
Messenger RNA from Peromyscus eremicus (cactus mouse), 4490 nucleotides. RefSeq names its product homeodomain interacting protein kinase 2 (gene Hipk2). The record is from RefSeq and is a predicted model, not a curated record. Lineage: Eukaryota; Metazoa; Chordata; Mammalia; Rodentia; Cricetidae. Gene Ontology annotation, cellular component: nucleus; PML body; cytoplasm. Gene Ontology annotation, molecular function: protein tyrosine kinase activity; ATP binding; transcription corepressor activity. Gene Ontology annotation, biological process: peptidyl-threonine phosphorylation; intrinsic apoptotic signaling pathway in response to DNA damage by p53 class mediator; smoothened signaling pathway. The transcript is spliced from 15 exons. The coding region runs from base 148 to 3735 and encodes 1195 amino acids.